This is a messenger RNA of Hemibagrus wyckioides, 1267 nucleotides long. RefSeq names its product hepcidin antimicrobial peptide (gene hamp). Bases 164 to 445 code for a protein of 93 amino acids. The transcript has 3 exons. Gene Ontology annotation, biological process: defense response to bacterium; intracellular iron ion homeostasis. Lineage: Eukaryota; Metazoa; Chordata; Actinopteri; Siluriformes; Bagridae. The record is from RefSeq and is a predicted model, not a curated record. Gene Ontology annotation, cellular component: extracellular region.
CGCGCGAAGGUAUUCAGGAGAAUCCAAGAAUCCUGAGAGGGGGAAAGAAGGAGCAAAAGAGAGCCUUUAAAUAAGAAACAGGGUAAAAAAAAAGUUCGAGAAAGUUCUUAACUUUCUUUUAAACAACUCAGAAGUGACGACUGACGACCGAUUAAGAAGAAAAAUGAAGCCAAUGAGCAUCGCGUGCGCAGUCACCGUCAUCGUCGCGUGCCUCUGCGUGCUACAGAGUGCAGCUGUACCGUUCACUCAGUCUGAGGUACAGCUCGAGGAACCUGUGGAAAUGGAAGCAGCUCAGAGACAUGAUCAGGGUGAAGCUGCCAUGCUGGUGAAGGAGACGAGUCCUGAGGUGCUGUUCAGGACGAAGCGUCAGAGUCACCUGGCUCUGUGCCGAUACUGCUGCAACUGCUGCAAGAAUAAAGGCUGUGGGUACUGCUGCAGGUUCUAAUAACACAGAACGCAUGCAAGUUUCAUCACUCUUAGGAGGGGACGUUAACUUAUUUAUCCUGCUGGACUGAUCUCAUUUCUCUGUAAUGUCGAAAAUUCUCCUGUUUGGACUUCUCCACCUGCUGAAUGGAUCCGACGCUAUGGGUUAAAUUUGUUUUCUACACACUGAAGCUGAGAAGCUAAGAAGAUCUAAUGUGUUAAUGUACUACGAGCUCCUUGCUCUGGAAAUUUGAGUACUAGCUAUACUAUUAGCUCAAUGAAUCUAGUGAAGCCAGUAUUUUUUUUAACUUCAUUAUUUUCUGAAGGAAAAAGAUAACAUCUAGCUUCUCCACUUCCGCUAUUAUACACUGCCAACUUCCAAUACAUCUUGAUUUUACCAAACGUUAGAUAAUUCAUUCGUAAACUUGACCAUGUGACGGAAAAUUUGAAUUAAAUUUGCUAGCUUAGAAAGCUGCUCCUGAAGAAUUAUCGUUAAUCACAGCCAUGCUAGCAUAAUCACAGUUUUUCAUAUGGAUAGCCAGCUAGCGAAUCUAGCAUUGUUAAAUAUUUCUAAAUGCCAGAAUUAUAUGCUAAGCAUAGUGGCAAUAUAUGUAUAUAUAUUUUAUAAAACGUCACAUGAUUAAGCUUGAGAUAAAUCUUCAUAUGAACUUUGUUCGCAUUGACCUCUAGAUGUAAAUGUAAAUGAAUUGAAAACAUUCGCUUAGCUACGUAUUUGUGAGUAGUUAAGCAUAUUUUUUACAUAUUGCCUAUGCAAAUACCUGUUAUGUGAAAUAUAUGUCAAAUUUUGUAGUAAGUUUGUAAUAAAUCCUUUUCCUAAAAUUUG